Messenger RNA from Xiphophorus couchianus (Monterrey platyfish), 2742 nucleotides. RefSeq lists its product as uncharacterized. NCBI's taxonomy places the organism in Eukaryota, Metazoa, Chordata, Actinopteri, Cyprinodontiformes, Poeciliidae. The record is from RefSeq and is a predicted model, not a curated record. The transcript is spliced from 28 exons. Bases 173 to 2698 code for a protein of 841 amino acids. Gene Ontology annotation, molecular function: metalloendopeptidase activity; zinc ion binding. Gene Ontology annotation, biological process: proteolysis.
AUUAAGAUACAUGACAGGUGACUGAUGCACAAACAAUGAGCCCUGAGGCACACCCAGUGUUCGCAGCGUUUAAAAGGCGAGAGGCUGAGCUCCUUCUGCAUCCAGCCUCAGACUCCUGGACUAACAGAUUUGGAUUUUUCAGGUCAGAAACUUCCCUACAGAAAAAAGCAAGAUGAUUGCAAUUUUCUUCUUCUUCCUUGCCAUCCCGAUGGCAGAGAUGGCGGCUAUUCCUGUGACAGCAGUUGGCAGUGUAAACCAAAUCAAUGAGACCGCGGAUGUCUCAAAAGUCAUCGCCAAAGCAAACGCUGGCAUAAAAUCACUGAUCUACGGUGACAUUGCUCCGAACAAAAAUAGGAACGCAGUCCCAUGCACGGCCACCGGCUGCACAUGGCCCAAAACUGGAAGCUAUGUCUACAUUCCCGUCGACAUCUCCCCCGUAUACUCCGUGGCAGAGCGUAACAUCAUCAUCAAUGGCCUGGUGAGCUUCUACACCUCCACCUGCAUUCGCUUUGUCUGGAAAAACUCAGCCCAUCGGGACUACCUUUACUUCUUCCCUGGAAGCGGGUGCUCGUCCUACCUGGGCCGUCAGGGCGGACUGCAGAUUGUGACUCUGCAGAGAAAUGGCUGCGUGUAUCACUCCAUGGUGCAGCAUUCGGUCAACCACGCUCUGGGCUUCCACCACGAACAUGUCCGCUCUGACAGAGACUCCUACGUCAGGGUCCUCACCCAGAACAUCAUCCCAGGGCAAGAACAAAACUUUGUUAAGAUACCGACUAACAACCUGGGCACUCCCUACGACUUCAACUCCAUUAUGCAUUACAACAAGUAUGCCUUCUCCAUAAAUGGCCAACCGACUCUCCUUUCCAGAGCUAAUCCUUCCCUCAACUUUGGAACGGCCACAUCGAUGAGUGCCAACGACAUCACCCGCAUCAACAGGCUCUACAGAUGCUCUUGGUCAGCAUUUUCUUGUGUCAGACAGGAUCUGAGCCUCAGCUGCUCCUUCAGCUUUAGGACCUUCAUCAUGAUCCCGGUUUUUCUGUCCCUUCUCUUCAACUCAGUGCAAACUGUUAACGUGAGUCCUGUAGUAGAACCUGCUCAGUAUCCCAAGCUUAUGGAUAUCUUUAAAAGCGUCCCAAAACUACAAGCUGACAAAGAGCCAAAGCGAUAUGAUGACAUUGCUAUGCCAAAAAUCUUUAAGAGGAAUGCAGACCCGUGCACCAUCGUAGGCUGCAAGUGGUUCAAAUCUGGAGAGCACGUCUACAUACCAUACUACAUCGACACUAAUUACUCUCCGGAAGAACGACAUCAAAUCCUUGCAGUUCUUCAACGAUUCAACAAGUCCACCUGCAUCCGUUUUGUACCGUUUAAAUUGAAGAAUUCUGAUUACCUUUAUUUCUAUACUCGACCUAAUGAAGGGUGUUGGUCCUACAUUGGCCGUCAGGGAGGAGGGCAGUUCAUCUCUCUGGAGAGAAAUAAAUGUCUGCGAACCUCUACGGUGAGCCACGAGGUCCUUCACGCUCUGGGCUUCAACCAUGAGCAGGUCCGCAUCGACAGAGACGAAUACAUCCGCGUUUUAUUCCAGAACAUCAAACCAGAGCAAAGGUUUAACUUUUGGAAGGUACGAACCAACAACAUGGGAUCUCCUUACGACUACAACUCUGUCAUGCAUUACAAGAAGUAUGCUUUUUCUAAAAACGGGCAGCCAACCAUCGCUGCCAGGUCUCAUCAAAUCCACAGCUUUGGAAACUCAUACGGAAUGAGCAACACUGACAUCGACCGAGUCAACAAACUUUAUAACUGCAGGAAAAACCAGUUUGCUUCAGCAGGAAGCAGCUUCAGUCGCUGCUUCAUCCUCUCUGACUUCAUCUCAUCAGUUGCAGGUGUCGAGCUGCAGAGAAACUCCACAAUGACUCCAAAUGUUCUCGACCUGCUCUUUCUUUUGAUGGCCGACAUGUCUCUGAGUGCUCCAACUAAAAUUGAGAAUCCAGUCAAUGAAACGGACAACUCUCUGGAAGUCAUCCCGAGACCAAAAAUUGAUUUUGAAUCAUACAUAUUCCAGGGAGACAUCCUCGUACCGAAAACCACAAACAAGAAUGCAGAUCCAUGUGUUGUGAAAGGCUGCCUGUGGCCCAAACAUGGACGCCACGUCAAUGUGCCAUACGUCAUCUCUCCUUACUAUACUCAAGAAGAACGCAACAUCAUUCUUACAGCACUCUGGAGCCUUCAGUGGACCACCUGCAUUCGCUUUGUCCAGAAUAGUUACAAUACUCGGGACUUCAUCUACUUCAUACCAUUGAAUGGGUGUAGGUCCAACAUGGGACGUCAGGAUGGCGGACAGUACAUCUCCCUGGCGAGACCUGGAUGUUUGUCCCACCGCACAGUUCAGCAUGAGGUUCUUCACGCUCUGGGUUUCAACCAUGAACAGGUCCGCUCUGACAGAGACGCAUAUGUUAAGAUUCUCUUUGAAAACAUUAAGGAAGGAAAAGAUAACCAGUUCAGAAAAGUAGAGACCAACAACUUGGGAACUCCCUACGACUUCAAGUCCGUCAUGCAAUACGGAAAAUAUGCAUUCUCCAAAAAUGGGCUGCCUACCAUUGUGGCCCAGUUCAAUCCUAACUAUGACUGGGGGCGAGCCACUCAGAUGAGCGCCAACGACAUCGCCCGCGUCAACAGGCUUUACCAAUGCAGUGAGUCUUAAAAAUCUCUGAAACUGCUAUAGUACUCUCUAAAUGUCUCCUUUUU